UUUUGGUAAGCCGGCCCUUAAACGACGUCACAAACCUGCGACUGUUUACAUGCGACGUACCACCAUGGCUCUGUUUCCAGCUUAUGCAGAAGUAGAGAGCAACAAAGUGCGGGACUCAUCCAGAGAAUUAGACUUGCAAACAUAUAAGAGUUUUCAGACCGGAGGUGCCCUCUCUCUACACAGUCGGUAUUUUGAGAAGACCAGUGAGAGCAAGAAGGAAUCAAGUGAAGCCAGAGAGGUGAGCUCUGCAGAGGAGGAGGAAGAGGGUAAUGUGCCACCCAAAAAGAAGAAAAAGAAGAGUGACAAGAAGAGGAAGAAGAAGAAAAAACACAAAAAGAAGAGUGGGAGGUAUUCGGACAGCAGUAGGUCCGACUCCGACACCAUUUUCCCGAGUGACCUCAAAAGGGCCGAAGAGGCAGAUGGGCCCAAGGCUGCUCCGUUACCAAGUUGUUUCUCCUGGUUGGAUGACGUCCAGUCGCCCACAGAGCAGCCAUUCUGUGUGGACCGCAAAGCAGACCCAGCCAACUGGACGUACAAGUCCCUGUACAGAGCAGACGUAGCCAGGUAUAAGAGGAAAGGCAGCUCAUCCUUGGGCCUGGACCCUCGCAGGCAGGGAGUCAGCUGGGAGGAGUCGGAAUCAAAUAAGAAACAGAAAGGCCGGGACAAGAAGAAAGCAGCAGACAGGUACUUCUCUGCAGUCAGUCGCCAGCUGCUGAGGUCCGAGCCCCCUGUUCCUACAUUACCUACAAUUCCUGAGCGUGUUGACGCCACCGGCUCCACCUCUUUCCUCCUGCUGGGUGACGAUGAGGAGAGAAAAACAGGAGAGACAGGAAACAGAACACAGACAUCAUCAGUAAAUCCCCUCGGUGUGUAUGACUCCUCCACGGCCCUGUGGCUGCAGGGGAAGGGGCAGCAGGAGCAGCCAGAGCAGACGAAGCAGGACAUAGAGAUGGGGCAGAGUGCUGCGCUUUUGUCUGGGAGGACUGAAGAGUUUAACAGGCGGCUGAGAGAACAGCCAGCAGACACGCAGCUAUGGAUAAAAUUCAUACGAUACCAGGAUGAGCUGAGUGCAGCAGUGUUUGGAGUGGAGGAAGAUAAACAGGGCUGCGAUCCGUCCGAGCGUCGUAAGUCUUCCUACCGAGCGGUCCUGGAGAAAAAACUGAGCAUCGCAGAGCGCGCAGUUGCCACCAACCCCGGCUGCAUAGCUCUGCAGCUGGAGAGGCUCAGGGUCUGCCAAGAGCUCUGGGAGCCCUCACUUCUGGCUAAAGAGUGGAAGAAACUGGUGUUCCUGCACCCAAACAGUACCCCCUUGUGGAGGGAGUAUCUGCUAUUCACCCAGAGCUACUUCAGCAACUUCACCGUGCCAAAGGUUAACUCUGCCUAUGGGAAGUGUCUGAGCACGCUCAGUGCCGUGCGUGAUGGCAGCAUGCUUUCUCACCCGGCCCUGCCAGGGAUUGAGGAGGAUAUGUUGGAUAUCUUCACACAGCAGUGUCAUUUCCUGCGUCAGGCUGGUCACUCAGAGAAGGCGAUUUCUCUGUUUCAGGCCAUGAUCGACUUUACUUUCUACAAACCCGACAGUGUACGGGAACUGUCCACCAAGCAGCAGGUUGAGUUCUUUGAGCCGUUUUGGGACAGCGGUGAGGCGAGGGUUGGAGAGCUCGGGGCCAGAGGUUGGAAAGCCUGGAUGCUCCAACAAGAGCGAGGAGGGUGGCUACAGCCCAGUGCAGAGGAAGAAGAGGAGGAGGAGGAGGAGGAUGGGGAGGAGGUGAAGGAUCGCAGUCAGCCCAGACACACAGUCUGGUUGGAUGUGGAGUCGUCUCGUGAAGCGACACAGUGGCUGCCCUGGAGGCCUGACAAAGCUAAGGGCCAAUCAGAGGAGGACUGCGAGGACCCGGACAGACAGGUCUUGUUUGAUGACAUCGGUCCCUCCCUAAUUCGCCUGUCUUCACCAGACCUCCAGCUCUGUCUUCUUCUUCGUUUCUUGUCAUUCCUGGGGCUCCCUGUAGACUCUGUGCUCUCUGCUGCCCCCUGUCAGCCUGGCCUGCUGCUGGAGAGUCUUUCUCUGCUCACUCAGGGUAAUGAGAUCCAGCGUCCUCUGACCUCCUACGACCAACCUGACCUGGGAGUUAACUCUGUAGGCCACAUGACCACUCUCCAGGGAACAAGGAAGUGGGUCGGUCUCGGGAAGCAGGGCGAGACAUUUGUCAACAAUGUGUUCAGUACGGUCCAACCCAUCCUUCCUGCGCACCACCGAGCAGUCCUGUCACUCAGCUGGAUGCAGUACGAGAAGCUCAAGGUCUGGCGCUGUCUGCGUAGCGGCAACAAAAAGCGUCUCCGCUCUCAGGGCAAGAGCAGCAAGCGGGUUGCCAAGCAACUACUCAAAGAACCCGACAACCGCUCGUCCUUGGUGCUGUGGCAGGAGUUCGCCCACCUGGAGUGGAUGCUGGGUAACCUCGACGAGGCUCGCAAGGUCUUCUCCACGGCCACGGCGAUAGGGGGAACUAAAGGACUGAGGAGCCCCACCCUCUGUGAGCUGUGUCUGCUGUGGGCCCAGCUGGAGGUGGAGGACGAGGCAGGUGUGCGAGGAGGAGGAGGAGGAGGAAAAACUGAUGUCGCUGUGUCCCCAGCUGUGUGUGUACUAACCAGGCUGGCAGAAGGAACCUCCUCAUCCACUUCGUCCUCCCAGUCCCCUUCUCCGGUGUCCAUCCUGAAAGCGAGGAGGUCGUAUGAGCAGGCUUUGACUGUGGGCUUGUCAGCCCUCGACCAAAACUUCCACAGCUCUCGGGCCAACAGAAAAGGUCAAGAGGACCUACUAGGAGAGGAGCUGAAGCUGAGGGGCCUGGCAGGCUGCUAUGCUCUGUUCCAGUACCUCACAGUGGGCAUCCAAGCAGCUAACAGCGUCUACAGCCAGGCAAGAGAGAGGAUGGAGGAGCUGCACCGCACGCUAAUACCGGACAAGCAGCUUAACAGCAGCAAUGAGGAGGCCAGUCUUGGUAGCACUGAUGCUAACAGGCUAGCUUCUGAGUGUGAAGCACUGGCAGUGCAGCAGGCUGCCUUGCUCAGGUAUCACAACAAUGUCAGUGUGUUUCCCCUGGCAACACUGAGACAGACGCUGACCUCUGCCCUCUCCACCUGGCCCAGCAGCGCCCCUCUGUGGAGCAUAUAUGUACAGGUGGAGAACCGUUACCAUAGUGCUGGCCGUGCGCGUCGCUUUUUUGACUCUGUAACCAGGGACAACAGCAGUGUGGUGCCACGCCUUUUUGCCAUUGUCGCUGAACAACAAAGAAAGCAGCUGGUGGACGCUGCUCAGAGGUCUUGUUGCCAUGACACUGCCUUGCCCAUCCUGCCAGAGAAUGGACUCAGUAACCGUAUCCGUGCACUGUUUGAAAGCACCAUAGCAACAGAGAUGGGCUCUCACUGUCCUUUACUUUGGAGGAUGUACAUGCACUUCCUGAUGUCGGAAGGGAAGGUGGAUAAAGCCACAGGGAUCUUCUACAAGGCCUUACAAAAUAUCCCCUGGGUUAAGGGUUUGUACAUGGACGGAGUGCAGCUGUUCCCUGAGCAUCUGCAGGAGUUUGCAGAUCUGAUGACAGAGAAAGAGCUCCGACUCAGGCUGCCUUUAGAAGAACUGGAUAUACUACUGGAAGACUGAACACACACACACAUUUCAUUCACAAACUUGUGUUUGCGUUAUUGGCAACAUGCCAACUCACAUAAUGAUGUUGAGAAGAGGAGACAAACUUAAACAAGAGGCUCAUGACUACAGUAUUCAACAGUAAAGUUUCAGUGAUCUUAUCUAAAGAUUGGCAAGAGGCCAUCCUUUGUACAUUAUGCUUUAUUUUCACAGCAAGCCAAAUAAAUGUAUGAUUCUCAGUUGUUGUA
Molecule: messenger RNA, 3882 nt
Organism: Larimichthys crocea (large yellow croaker)
Lineage: Eukaryota; Metazoa; Chordata; Actinopteri; Sciaenidae
Gene: nrde2
Product: NRDE-2, necessary for RNA interference, domain containing
Exons: 19
Coding region: 50-3652 (1200 amino acids)
Biological process (GO): RNA processing; regulatory ncRNA-mediated heterochromatin formation; negative regulation of RNA catabolic process
Cellular component (GO): catalytic step 2 spliceosome
Molecular function (GO): protein binding
Source: RefSeq, a predicted model, not a curated record